Messenger RNA from Pomacea canaliculata, 3762 nucleotides. Its product is annotated as PLAC8-like protein 1. The coding region runs from base 665 to 1210 and encodes 181 amino acids. The record is from RefSeq and is a predicted model, not a curated record. Lineage: Eukaryota; Metazoa; Mollusca; Gastropoda; Architaenioglossa; Ampullariidae. The transcript has 4 exons.
GAUGUUUAUCACUGAUGUUUGACGUCAGGGGCGAACUCACGCUUGGGACUGUGGUCUGUACCGACAUCAUGUUGUGCAUGGCAAACACCCUCAUGUCUGUGCAUUUCUGUGGACGGACCGAAAUUCCCCGAGGAUAAAUAUUUUAUGAGGAAAACGAAAUAUUGCAAAGUGGGGACUUGCGUUGAGCAGUCGUGCAAAUAAAGGUCCAAACAACACGAGGACAAGGGCUGAGGGUGAUUUCACUCUUACACAUCCGCCACUGACUCGACACCAGCACAGAAGUCAAAGGUUAGCUGACACACCUGGAGGUGGUUAGUCCAGGACCCGUUACAAACCCCGUCUCACGUGCCACGUUGUGGGUUUGGCAUCUGCAACUGUAUGUGGAAAGCUGUGGCUGGCCUCACUGUACUUAUUGUGUACACUUCAUGUGUUGUCGCUCCGACCACCAGCGCCGCUGUAGGUGUCCGCCAGGAAAAUACUGGAUUUUUCAGCUUUACCUUAAUUUACACCAAGAGACACCUGGGUUCACCUUUACAUCAACAGGUCUAUGGUCAGAAACAUAUGCAAAAAGGGACAACACUAAAGCUGCUAAAAUCAAAUGAGCAGAUCGGCUCGGAAGGCAAAGAUGUAAGCGGACCAUUGACAGACACAGCAAGUAGUUAGCAUGGAUAUUUACAGCAAUGAAGAGCCGGGUAUCUACGUGAACUAUCAGGCGCCAGUGGAAGCUGAUGACGACUAUGAGUAUGUCCCACCCCCAGCGACACCCUCCAGUGUCAUCGUGUCGCAGCCAAGCACAGGACAGGCCAAACCCAGUGCCAGACCCAGCGAGGGCGGCAACGGGGUACAUGUCCCACCCGCGACUCAGGGUUCCACCCGUCCUUUCUCUGUCAACGAAGGCAAGAGAGACUGGUCCACAGACCUCUUCUUAUCAGUGACAGGAAAUCCACAAGAAAAGUCCUUCUUUGUAAAUGCAAAGCAAGCAUUUCACGACUGCGGGUGCGUGUGGUGCAUGAUGUGUCACGUGGCCAGACGACUGGGGGAUGCUGAGUACCUGCCCUUCCUCCCCUGCACCGGGCCGGCCGUUCGCUUUAAAGUUCGAAUAGUUGGCGGAAUAACGGGUUCUCUGCUCAAUGACUGCCUGGUGACCUCGUGCUGCUGGCCGUGCGCCGUGUGUCAGAUGCACCGAGAGCUGGAGAUCAUCGGCAUCUAAUCCUUCACUUCGCACCUGUCGUCACGGCUCACCUGAAGCGAGUCAGGUGUGGUGAGGGGCACAGAACUGAAUGAAAACACGCACACACACACACACAGACUGCUGUGUAAGUGGAUAAUCAGAAUAACGGAGAAAGACACUAAAGUUCAAAUCACUCAACCGUGUCCUGUGUAGAACAACCUCUAGUGAGCCUGUAAACACUUCUCAAAGAUCCGCUUUAUGCUGAAGGAACACUAACGAUGCAAGGUUGUAAAAUUUAUCUUCAACUAUUCGAAUUUCUAUCACUCAGAGGAGAGUCAUGGUUGGAUGCCAGUUUGUCUUCAAACAUUGCCUACCUUGUUGUGUAUUUUGUCAUUUCUGCACUUUUGUUUUGCAAGUCUUUUAACAAAAUACAGACUAGUAACUAAAUGUUAGUGACAAAUUACAAGCAUUCAGAUCUCACUUAUUGUCAGAUAACAUGUCAAGAUGUGUUUAAAGUGUAGCGGCAAGUGCAGUGAGUGUUGUCAGGGUCGUGACCUGUCAGGGUCGUGGAUGGAGGCUACAACGUGUGUCAUUGUGACUGGACCCUUUGUGCCAAUAUUUUGGUAACAAAUAAGGUUCCGAAGAACAAAAACUACUUUUUCACACAAAGCCAGCAAGAAAUACAUCUACAAAUGCUUGUUCCAACGGUCAAACCAUGUUAGAUAAAAAGUUAGUGGUGCAUGACUUCCUGACAACGCAUUUUCUGUUUAGUAAACAUGUAAACAACAGUUGUUUACCGUGCUCCAGGCCGCGAGAUUCAUGAUGUCAAGACUAAGGACCUAGUUAUGACAAAUAGCCAAUUAUUACAUUAGAUGAAGAUCCGUGGCCAAUACCAUGUCUGUCAGGAGGUUUGUCAAUUAUCCCAGAGAGAAACAUUUAUUAUGUAGUACAAAUCAUACACAUGUACAAACACAGCUCAUUCUUGUAUCCACCUCAUACUUUAAUAACCCUACAAUGGAGUGUCUCCCUCGCUAACAAGCAAGUGGCCAAUGAGUUAUAUUUGACUAGAGUGAUAUACAAUAUCAAGGUUGAUAUGCUUAUCAGGCGCUUGAUAACAAGAUGCACAUUAGACCUACAUGUAAUCACACCUGACAGAGUGUAAGUGAUAAGUAGGAUGAGUUCACUGUAGAAAUGAGCAGACACAGUGAAUAUAUUUACUUAAGUCCCAGUACAACAUCAUUUUCAUUCAAGAAUGUUUUUAAUUCCGGUCCCAACUUGGUGUCACAUUGAUGUGAAUUUUCUCCAUACUUAGUAACUCUUACGGUUUGAUAAAUCCGCGAAAUGCAUUUAAACAUUGGAUGACUAGAGGUGGAGAUAAAUACAACACAAUACUCCAUGUCAGUUUGACAACCACGACCAGCCACUAACUACUGUAGGUUGAUGACAGAGUGAGACAUUACCUACAGACCCACACUUCUCUUCAUGAGUCUGUUACACGAACUGUGAAAUUUAACAAUACACCUGCUCGGGAGAAAUUCUAAGAACAGGUGGAUAUAUCCACUACAUUCGUCAUUUUCUAUGAAAAAAUAACUCGAAAAAAGAAGCAAGCAUUUAUUGUAUGUGUAUUUAAACAGAAGUUUGAGAUUCUUGCACUUUUUUAGUAUAUCUAACAACUCUAUAAGAAGGUGGGGCUGUCUUUGAAGCGGCAUCAGGAAUGAUUUCUUUACACAAAACCGAUUUCAGUCUCGUGAAGAAACCCGCGAGAUGAUGUGUUCCUCGUGGAUGGCGGCGGCUGGAAUGUCAGUCACACCUUGGCUCAGCCUCCUCACAUUUGGCGGAUUAGGGCUGAUCGUAGGAUAUGUUUGGUAGAUGUACAUUAGGAUGGAGCAUGUUUACUACUGAUGUAGACAAAAACAUUUUUAUUUUUCCAUGAUACCUGUCGCACACCUUUUAAAAGAGAUGUUUUAAAGUCAAUAAUCAUGUCGUCUUUUAUAUUUAGACAUUUUUACAGUAUUUACACAGCAGAACAAACAACUUUGUAUAGCAAGUGGAGACAUCGUUUCGCUAAAACAUUCAUAUAUAAGUAUGUAUCAGUAUUGUGUAUGUAUUUUGUGCUUGUUGUCAGAUGAGAAAAUUAUUCGCCUUCUGAACAUUAAUCAUGUAAAAAUGUAAGCCUGGUACCUGCUUAGCCUGGUAAUCGUGCAUAAUGACAUGAAAUCCUAGAAAGUGGUCAGAAAGGUUGAAGACUAACUGGCGGUUGUGCUGUUUGCUGCAUAUGAUGAGAUAUUAGCAAUAUUACAUAUCCACAUCAAAUUAAUGUAUGAUGUACUCCAAUCAACCGCUUUUUGAGUUUUUCUUUAAGAGUGCAUAGGGCUUCUGUAGAAUGAGAAGUCAGCUUGACAUCAAUGUGAGAGUCACCUAUCAUCUUGCAGGUAACGAACACUCAUUUAAAAAAACUGAGGUUUUUGCAAGCCGGUGACUUGCAGGAAUAAGUACACUUGACCCAGUGUUAUCACAAGAAAUGCUGUUAUUUGAAUGGAGUCUAUUUAUAUAUAGAAGAUUUCAAAGAAAUAAACCAAUAAAAAAUGUAA